This is a messenger RNA of Amblyraja radiata (thorny skate), 2162 nucleotides long. It is a transcript of the gene leo1, whose product is annotated as LEO1 homolog, Paf1/RNA polymerase II complex component. The record is from RefSeq and is a predicted model, not a curated record. The coding region runs from base 49 to 1992 and encodes 647 amino acids. Gene Ontology annotation, molecular function: RNA polymerase II C-terminal domain phosphoserine binding. Gene Ontology annotation, cellular component: Cdc73/Paf1 complex; nucleus. Lineage: Eukaryota; Metazoa; Chordata; Chondrichthyes; Rajiformes; Rajidae. The transcript has 12 exons. Gene Ontology annotation, biological process: positive regulation of transcription elongation by RNA polymerase II; transcription elongation by RNA polymerase II.
GUAAACGAUCUUCCUCCGCCCAGCGGCUCGUCUUUGCGACCCGGCAACAUGGCGGACAUGACAGACUUGUUCGGCAGCGACGCGGACAGCGAGCCCGAGCAGAAAGAUUUUGAUUCCAGAUCUGGAUCGGGCUCGGAUUCUGAGCAGGAGCAAGCGGCGUCGGAAAGCAAUCCUUCCAGGAGCGAGAGUGAAAGGGAAGACAGAAAUGAGGAUGAAGAUGAGAGAGAAGCUACUAAACCUAGCAAUAAAGAGCUGUUUGGGGAGGACAGCGAGGACGAAGGCUCGAGACACAAUGGAAGUGAAGACAUGUCCGAAAACCAGUCCAUCGCUUUGGGGCAGUCUGACCAGGAGGACGUUCAGCAUUCGGAAACAGAGCAACACAGUGGCUCAGAAGAGCAGCAGUUUGAAAAUGAAGAUGACGAAAAUGUUUCUGAUGCAGAGAGCAUGCAUUCGGACGCUGGCAGCGUUCGCUCCGACGCCGGUAGCGUGCACUCGGAAGCCGCAAGCGUUCACUCAGAAGUUGGAAGCGUGCACUCGGAUGUCGCAAGUAUCCGAUCCCACUCCGAAGUUGGUAACGUCCAUUCAGACGCUGGCAGUGUCCACUCCCGAUCCGAUGCCAUGAGCAACCACUCGCACUCUGAUGCUGCCAGUAACCAGUCGGACGCUGAGGAAUCUGGAAAGGAGGUGCACUCUGAGAAUGAGAAGUGGGAGCGGGCUUCCAGGAGUGAUCAAUCUGACGAAGAGGAAAAAACUCACCAUUCAGAAGAGGAGCAGCAACUAUCAGAUGAAGAGCAAGAACAUAAAUCAGUUGCAGGAUCUGCAAGAGGUAGUGACAGUGAAGAGGAAAUAGUUCGACACAAGGCAAAAAAAUUAAUUGCUUCGGAUUCUGACUCCGACAGCAAUAUAAAGGAUAAAGAUAAAAUAGAUGGAGAUGAUCUUUUUGGAGGUGCAGAUGAUAUUUCAUCUGACAGUGAAGGUGAGAAACCUCCCACUCCAGGCCAACCUGCAGAUGAGUAUGACAUGGAUCAUGAUCAUGCAGAAGAAGAACCAAUUUCAGAGACACGGAUAGAAGUAGAGAUUCCCAAAGUGAACACUGAUUUAGGGAGUGAUCUAUACUUUGUUAAACUGCCUAACUUCCUCAGCGUGGAACCCAGACCAUUCGAUUCUCAGUACUAUGAAGAUGAAUUUGAAGAUGAAGAAAUGCUGGAUGAAGAGGGUAGAACAAGACUUAAAUUAAAGGUGGAAAACACAAUUCGCUGGCGAAUACGCAAGGAUGAAGAAGGAACUGACGUUCGUGAAAGUAAUGCGCGAAUAGUAAAAUGGUCAGAUGGAAGUAUGUCUUUGCACCUGGGAAAUGAAGUGUUUGAUGUCUACAAGGCCCCACUGCAAGGGGACCACAAUCAUCUCUUCAUUAGGCAGGGAACUGGUUUGCAAGGUCAGGCAGUCUUCAAAACCAAGCUUACGUUCAGGCCUCAUUCCACGGACAGUGCAACACACAGAAAGAUGACUCUGUCUUUGGCAGACAGAUGUUCAAAAACCCAAAAGAUUCGAAUCCUUCCUAUAGCUGGCAGAGAUCCCGAAUCCCAGCGUUCAGAAAUGAUAAAGAAAGAGGAGGAGCGUCUCAAAGCUUCUAUUAGAAGAGAAUCUCAGCAACGUAGAAUGAGAGAGAAGCAGAGCCAGCGAGGUCUGAGCUCCUCCUACCUGGAACCUGAUCGUUACGAUGAGGAGGAGGACGGCGAUGAUACCAUCAGCCUUGCAGCCAUCAAAAACAAGUUCAAAGGAGGGAUCAGAGAGGAGCGCGCCCGUAUUUAUUCCUCUGAUAGCGAUGAAGGGUCUGAUGAUGACAAAGCACAGAGGCUCCUGAAAGCCAAGAAGCUUGACAGUGAUGAGGAAGGUGGAAAUUCUGGAAAGAGAAAAGCGGAAAAUGAUGACAAAGCUCCCAGCAAAAGAGCAAAGAAGUAUGUGAUUAGUGAUGAAGAGGACGAUGAGUGAGAUCGCCAGAGUCGGCUGGCUUGUGUCAACAAACAUUAACUUGUACAGUUAUUUUGUAAGUAGCUAUGUUGUCUGAAUUUUUUUUUUUGGGAUGACUUUGGUAAUCAUUUGAAAUUUGGUGAUUCAUGUAUGUACCAAGAUUUAAAAAUUAAAUCUUUUAUAUAAAUAAA